GAAGGCAACACCCCUUCUGUAGUUAGACCCCCACUGCUCCGAGUGAAAACUGAGAUAGUGAGGAGAAAGACCAUGGAGGGAGAAAACUGGAUGUGUUAACGUCAACUACUUCAAAGCGCCUCAAUGUGGCCAUAUCCGGUAUGUGUUGCACGUGCCGGUUAAAACGUCGUAAACCGUAACGUUGACCGACGGUCAAUCGGUUAGCACAACGCGACGAGAGAUAGCCCGCUGCGGCUAACUUAGCCUCUCUGCUAACAAGAAGCGACACACACACAUACACACACGCACACAAAAAGCAGGCUAGUGGGAAAGGGGGGACGGGGCAAAGUGGCGCCGCAGCGUAAAGUUACUCGUAAUGUUGCCUCCCGGGAUUAACUUCAGAUACGGAUGAGAAGCAAAUCGGUGACCGGGGAACGACGAGAGCAACUGCGAGCCAGACGACCACUGCUAUGUCGGGGUUGAUUCGCGGCUCCGGUAGCCCGCCCGAGUCCCGAGGUUGGCCCCACUCGGUGCUGUGGAGGCUCGGGGGCUUCUUGUUCCUCCUGCUGCUGGAGGGGGCCGGCGGCCUCGCCAACCCGAGCAGCUCCUCAACCAGCGUCAACAACCAGCCGAGUGUCAACAUCUACAUGAGUGUGGAGGAGGUGAAGAAGCUUUUGGGCCUAGACGCAGAGCUCUACUAUGUGCGAGACGACGUGGUGAACCACUAUGCUCUCUCCUUUACCCUGCCGGUGCCCAGCGAGACCAACAGCCUCCACUUCUCCUGGCAUUCCAAGACCAAGGUGGACUACCGGCUCAGCUUCCUCAUGGAGAACCCCGCUGCCAUGAACCAGCCAUGGAGCAACAUCUCCACACAGGGGGAGGUGCCCCGUGUUCCCUCAGUCUUCAGAGUGGAUCUCCUCUGUUCCGGCAAGGUGGAUGGAGAGGCUGUGUUAACGGUGCAGCUCAAUCUGACCAUCUAUGCCAACAACUACACAGUGCUGGACUUCAAGAGGAGGAAAAUGUGCUAUAAAAGAAUAGAUGACCAGAAGAGUCCCACUCCCCUCAACAAUAACACUCUCCCACGGCCAGACUAUGGCGUGACAACCCCCACCACCUCCACCCAGGUGUUCUACAUAAGUGUGAGUGUCUGCUGUAUUGUCAUCUUCCUGGUGGCCAUCGUCCUGGCCAUCCUGCACCUGCACAGCAUGAAGAGGGUGGAGAUGGAGGACAGCGUGAGUGACAGCGGCAGCUCGCAGGGCCUGUCUCAGCCGUCCACCCAGACCACACAGUACCUGAGGGCGGACACUCCGAACAACGCCGCCCCCGUCACCAACAAUCACCCUGGUUCUGCACCCAUACUCCAGCUUGCUGCCACCUCCUUCCAAAACCCCGGCGCCCCCCCACAUGAAACCAAAAGUUACCCAUCCCUCCGCAUUGAGAAGAACGACCUGAGGAGCGUCACCCUAAUGGAGGCCAAAGCUAAGGUGAAAGACAUCGCCAUCUCCAGGGAGAGAGUCACAUUACGGGACGUCUUGCACGAAGGCACGUUUGGGCGCAUCUUCCACGGCGUGCUGCUGGACGAAAAGGACCCCAGCAAGGAGAAGGAGGUCUUUGUGAAGACAGUGAAAGAUAAUGCAUCCGAGGUGCAGGUGACAAUGAUGUUGACUGAAAGCUGCAAGCUCCGUGGACUUCAUCAUAGGAACCUGCUGCCCAUAAGCCACGUGUGCACAGAGGACGGAGAGAAGCCCAUGGUGCUGCUGCCUUUCAUGGCUUGGGGGAAUCUCAAGCUGUUCCUGCGGCAAUGCAAGCUUGCUGAGGCCAACAACCCACAGGCGAUCUCUCAGCAAGACUUGGUUUACAUGGCCAUCCAGAUUGCCUGCGGGAUGAGCUACCUGGCUCGUAGGGAGGUCAUUCACAAAGACCUCGCCGCAAGGAACUGCGUCAUUGACGACAACAUGCAGGUGAAGAUAACGGACAACGCCCUUGCCCGAGAUCUAUUCCCCAUGGAUUACCACUGUCUGGGGGACAACGAGAACAGACCAGUCCGCUGGAUGGCCCUGGAAAGCUUGCUCAACAACGACUUCUCCAGUGCGAGUGACGUGUGGGCCUUUGGAGUGUCGCUGUGGGAGCUGAUGACUCUGGGUCAGACCCCCUACGUCGACAUCGACCCCUUCGAGAUGUCGGCCUACCUGAAGGACGGCUACCGGAUAGCACAACCAAUCAACUGCCCAGAUGAACUGUUUGCGGUGAUGGCGUGCUGCUGGGCCCUGGACCCAGAGGAGAGGCCCAAGUUUCAGCAGCUCGUUCAGUGUCUCACGGAGUUCCACGCGGCGUUGGGCGCUUACGUGUGAAAGCAAGCGCCUCCUCCUCCUGGGAGGGAAAGGACGUUGACCCUGAAGGCUGGUGGACACUGACCAUAAGGAGUCCACGUAGGAGAGUGUGCCUUAUCAGACUUCAGUCCUGAUGAUUUUAUUCUGUACAGUUCUUUUUGGAGUUUUUAUAUAGUUGAAUUCCUUUUUUACAGCAUAGCAAAGUAAAAGGAUUCUUUGUUUGAAUAUUGUUUUGUUUGCUUUGAAAGCGUCCACAGAUGAGGCGACUACACUGCUCUUUCCUUACAUUGCUGGACUUGUUUUUAAAGAACAAUCCAAGCCUCCGACAACCUGGUUUUAAUCGCAGUAUUUUCAACCGUUUGGUAAGUUAGUGAGCAGCUGUAGGUCCCGGAGUGCACCGAACCUGAUCCCACGUGGAUCAGACCGCUUGGACAAGAGCAAAGCCACACGUGUUUUUUUUGUUGUUUUUUU
This is a messenger RNA of Pungitius pungitius (ninespine stickleback), 2780 nucleotides long. RefSeq names its product receptor like tyrosine kinase (gene ryk). Gene Ontology annotation, biological process: cell surface receptor protein tyrosine kinase signaling pathway; multicellular organism development; axonogenesis. Gene Ontology annotation, cellular component: signaling receptor complex; plasma membrane. NCBI's taxonomy places the organism in Eukaryota, Metazoa, Chordata, Actinopteri, Perciformes, Gasterosteidae. The record is from RefSeq and is a predicted model, not a curated record. Gene Ontology annotation, molecular function: ATP binding; protein kinase activity. The coding region runs from base 450 to 2330 and encodes 626 amino acids. The transcript has 16 exons.